AUGUUGUUAGAUGGUAUAGAGCUUACACGUUGUCAAUUGGUCAGCUCGACAAGAACCGCUAGAAUUUACAGAUCAAAUACAUAUGCCAUCAAAUGUUUGGCACAAGAUUUCGAUAUCCCGCCACAUAAUGCCAAAUUCGAAUUAUCGAUAUUACACAAAGUGGGCACCGAAUGCCGGCACAUCUUACCACUGCUAGAGUCCAAGAUCAUCGGAGGUGAUCUACUGCUGCUAUUCCCCUUCGAAGAAAUGAAUCUUUAUGAAUUUAUGCAAUCGCAGUAUAGAAAAGAUAGAAGAAAAAAUAAUCCAUAUUAUGACUUGUUGAAUCCCACCACCGAAGCCGUUGCGAAUCCGCCAGUUGACAGAUACAUCAACCGGCUGGAUGUGAACCGGUACUGCCUGUCCUUUUUCCGGCAACUGGUGGGGGGGAUUGCAUUUUUACAUGAUAACAAGAUUAUCCAUCGUGAUAUCAAACCGCAAAACAUCAUGCUGACAACCCAGGCCGCAACGCCAGCGCCUCCACAGUUAUACAUCAUCGAUUUUGGUAUCUCGUACGACAUGGAAAGCAUGUCACAGACAAAUUUAGAGCCCAUGGAUAGUAAGAUCACUGAUAUAAGCACAGGAAUAUACAAGGCACCGGAAGUUUUGUUCGGUGUGAAAUGCUACGAUGGUGGUGUGGACGUUUGGUCAUUACUGAUAAUCAUCUCCCAAUGGUUCCAGAGAGAAACGGACCGUAUGGGGCAUGUUCCGGCGAUGAUUGACGAUGGAAGUGACGACACAAACUCGGAUGGAAGCGACUUCAGAUUGAUUUGUUCGAUUUUCGAGAAAUUGGGCAUACCAUCUAUUCAACAAUGGGAAGUGGUUGCGCAACAUGGGUCUGUUGAUGCAUUUGUCGGUAUGUUUGGUGCGGAUGGUGACGGUAACUAUAUACUGGACCAGGUAAAGGAUGUCCAGAUUAGUACAAUAAAGAAAAUCAUGCCUCGACUGGAUGAAGUUGCGGACGUGAAAGUCAAGCAAAAGUUCAUUGACUGUAUCAUGGGGAUUGUGUCAUUUUCACCAAGCGGGAGAUGGGAUUGCCAUAGAAUCUUGCAAGAGUUGGAAAAGCCAUGA
Molecule: messenger RNA, 1107 nt
Organism: Saccharomyces kudriavzevii IFO 1802
Lineage: Eukaryota; Fungi; Ascomycota; Saccharomycetes; Saccharomycetales; Saccharomycetaceae
Gene: CAK1
Product: cyclin-dependent protein kinase-activating kinase CAK1
Exons: 1
Coding region: 1-1107 (368 amino acids)
Biological process (GO): protein phosphorylation; regulation of mitotic cell cycle
Cellular component (GO): nucleus
Molecular function (GO): protein kinase activity; ATP binding
Source: RefSeq, a predicted model, not a curated record